Messenger RNA from Cloeon dipterum, 711 nucleotides. Its product is annotated as larval cuticle protein A2B-like. The transcript is spliced from 2 exons. The record is from RefSeq and is a predicted model, not a curated record. Gene Ontology annotation, cellular component: extracellular matrix. Lineage: Eukaryota; Metazoa; Arthropoda; Insecta; Ephemeroptera; Baetidae. The coding region runs from base 151 to 672 and encodes 173 amino acids.
GCGGCUGCCUGCGUGCUUUAUGCAGCAGGCAGGGUUAGAUAAUGGCAGCCCACCACCGCACACGGCCAGGGUUACGCACGCGACCGACUAUAAAAGUGGCGCGGUCCUUCCAGACAGCAUCAUUCACAGCAGAACGAUACACAAGUCAACAUGGCAUUCAAAUUCGUCGCCCUCGCCGCCCUGAUCGCCGUCGCCCGCGCUGGCGUGCUCGCCCCCGUGGCCACCUAUGCCGCCGCCCCCGUGCUCGCCAAGGCCGCCGUUGCCGUCAACGCCGACUACGACCCUCAUCCCCAGUACUCUUACGCCUACGACGUUCAGGAUGCCCUGACCGGCGACAGCAAGAGCCAGCACGAGACCCGCGACGGAGAUGUCGUCCAGGGAUCUUACUCCCUUGUUGAGCCCGACGGCACCCGUCGUACCGUCGACUACACCGCCGACCCCAUCAACGGAUUCAACGCCGUCGUCCGCAAGGAGGCCCUCAACGCUCACGUCGUCACCAAGGUCGCCACCCCCGUCGCUCACGCCUACGCUCCCGUCGCCCACGCCUACGCCGCCCCCAUCGCCCACGCUCCCCUGGCCUAUGCCGCUCCCCUGGCCCGUGCCGCUUAUGCUGCUCCCCUCGCCGUCGGCCACGGACACUACAACGCCCCCGCUGUUGCCCACCCCUACUAAUUUAUUAAACCAUGAAUAAAUAAUUUAUUGAACACAAAA